AUGAGCUUUGACAUGUUGGAGAGUAAUAGCAAUGGUGAUUGUGUUGAGGUUGAAGGAGUAGAGUUGUAUGGAUUGGAGUUGUGUGUGUGGAUUGAGCAAUCUCUGUUGGCAUCCAAUGCGUACCUUCAUUUUCUGCAAGGGCCUGGUACACAAAUGUUAUUUGAAUUUGUCAAAGACAUGCACCAACGAACAGCCAUUCCCAACUUGGAUAUCGCUUCUCUUGUUGGUCCUCUCUUCUUCACAUGGGUUGUUCUACAGUUAUUCCCUGUUGCUUUGAAAUCAUUAGUUUAUGAGAAACAACAAAAACUAAGAAUCAUGAUGAAAAUGCAUGGGCUUGGAGAUGGGCCUUAUUGGAUGAUUUCCUACCUUUACUUUCUUUUUGUAUCUUCGAUCUACAUGUUGGUUUUCGUAGCAUCUGGUGCACUUCUAGGCUUAAAAUUCUUUGGAUUGAACGACUUCAGCAUUCAGUUUGUGUUUUAUUUCAUAUAUAUAAACUUGCAAAUUUCAUUGGCCUUUCUAGGAGCUGCAUUUUUUUCAAGUGUUAAGACUGCUACAGUGGUAGCAUACAUAUGCGUCUUUGGAACAGGAUUUUUAGCAAGUUUCCUUUUCAUGUCUUUUGUUGAAAGUAACUAUUUUCCAAAAAUGUGGGUUAUAGUAAUGGAGCUAUAUCCAGGAUUUUCUUUAUAUCGCGGGUUAUAUGAGUUUGCACAAUAUGCUCAAUUGGAUGGUGGGAUGAGGUGGGAAGAUUUGAACGAUAGUGAAAAUGGGAUGAAGGAGGUCUUGAUUAUCAUGUUUGUCAAUUGGUUGGUGGUGCUUUUUGUUGCAUAUGGUAUAGAUAGAUUUGUGUCACCAGGAAGCGGGGUUAGAAGAAGAAAAUCUCAAAAUUCUCAAAAGAAGCCUCUGUUAUCUUUUUGGAAGCCUAGUUUACAAAGUAAGGACUCCACACUUAAUGUUCAGAUGGAUAAGGCUGAUGUUAACCAAGAGAGGGAGAAGGUUGACCAACUGCUACAUGAAUCAAGCACAAGCCAUGCCAUUGUUUGUGAUAACUUGCAAAAGAUAUACCCAGGAAGUGAUGGAAACCCUGAAAAACUCGCAGUGCAAGGACUAUAUCUUGCUGUGCCUAGAGGCGAAUGUUUUGGUAUGCUUGGUCCCAAUGGUGCAGGCAAAACCUCUUUUAUCAAUAUGAUGAUUGGACUUACAAAGCCAACCACUGGCACUGCAUUUGUUCAAGGUCUUGAUAUACGGACUCAUAUGAAUGAAAUAUACACCAGCAUGGGUGUAUGCCCACAGCAUGACCUGCUUUGGGAAACACUAACAGGGAGGGAGCACUUACUAUUUUAUGGGAGACUUAAGAACCUUAAAGGUUCUGCAUUAACACAAGCAGUAGAAGAAUCUCUUAAGAGUCUCAACCUAUUUCAUGGUGGAGUUGCUGACAAACAAGCUGGAAAAUACAGUGGUGGCAUGAAGAGGAGGCUAAGUGUAGCCAUUUCAUUAAUUGGGGAUCCUAGAGUUGUCUACAUGGAUGAACCAAGUACUGGAUUAGAUCCAGCUUCAAGGAAUAACUUAUGGAAUGUUGUGAAGAAUGCAAAGCAAGAUCGGGCAAUUAUUUUAACAACUCAUUCAAUGGAAGAGGCAGAGUUCCUCUGUGAUCGAUUAGGAUUCUUUGUUGACGGCAGCUUGCAGUGUAUAGGAAACCCAGAAGAGCUGAAGGCUAGAUAUGGAUGGUCUUAUGUGUUUACAAUUACAACAUCUUCGGAUCAUGAAGAAGAAGUGGAGAACAUGGUGCAACAUCUUUCACCAAGUGCCAGCAAGGUAUACCAAUUAUCUGGAACCCAGAAGUUUGAGAUACCGAAAAGUGAGAUUAGAAUUGCAGAUGUAUUCCAAGCAGUUGAGACUGCAAAGAGAAAGUUCACUGUUUUUGCUUGGGGUUUGGCUGACACCAAUAUGGAGGAUGUUUUCAUCAAGGUUUCACGUGAGGCCCGUCAAUCCAACACCCUGACAUGA
This is a messenger RNA of Quercus lobata, 2004 nucleotides long. RefSeq names its product ABC transporter A family member 7-like. NCBI's taxonomy places the organism in Eukaryota, Viridiplantae, Streptophyta, Magnoliopsida, Fagales, Fagaceae. Gene Ontology annotation, cellular component: membrane; intracellular membrane-bounded organelle. Gene Ontology annotation, molecular function: ATP binding; lipid carrier activity; ATP hydrolysis activity. Gene Ontology annotation, biological process: lipid transport; transmembrane transport. Bases 1 to 2004 code for a protein of 667 amino acids. The record is from RefSeq and is a predicted model, not a curated record. The transcript is spliced from 13 exons.